Molecule: messenger RNA, 784 nt
Organism: Aspergillus heteromorphus CBS 117.55
Lineage: Eukaryota; Fungi; Ascomycota; Eurotiomycetes; Eurotiales; Aspergillaceae
Product: putative glutathione S-transferase
Exons: 4
Coding region: 36-749 (237 amino acids)
Source: RefSeq, a predicted model, not a curated record
CUAAUAUGUCUGCAAGAUUUCUCCGAACCAGCAUCAUGGCGUCGAAGCAGAUUGUGCUUUUUGACCUUCCCACCAAAGAGCCCUGUAUCACAUGGUCACCCAAUCCUUGGAAGACCCGGCUUCUCCUAAAUUUCAAGGGCAUUGAUUAUCGCACUCAAUGGGUUGAAUAUCCAGACGUCAAGCCAGUGCUAGAGAAGCACGUUUUGCCCAACUCUGCUGGAUUUCCAUACUCCAUCCCCGCCAUCCAUCUCCCUGAUGGCACAUACAUGAUGGAUUCGCGUCAAAUCGCGAACUCCAUCGAGGAGCGAUAUCCCGAGCCUCCUCUUCACUUGAACUCUGAAUACCUGCCUAAGGUUGAGAGCGUCUGGCUCCGCCUUAUGGAUUCUAUCCGCCCCCUCUUUAUUCCCCAGGUUCCGAAACGCCUCCUCAACGAGAGAAGUCUCGACUAUUGGUACACCACUCGCGAGGAAAUGUUCGGGAUGAGCUUAGACCAGUUGGAAAAGGAACAAGGGGGAGACAAGGCUUGGGAUAAAGCUGAGCCGAAGAUUCGGGAAGCCACAGCGUUGCUGAAGGAGAACCAGGGACCCUUUUUUAUGGGUGAAGUUAUCAGCUAUGCAGAUCUUGUGUGGACUAGCAUACUUCUUUUCCAGAAACGCAUGGGCCCUGACUUUUUUGACGAGCUGUUAAAAAGAAGUGGUGACCCUCAGGUUCAUCUCAAACUUUUGGAGGCUGUCAGUCCCUAUGCUUAAUGGAACGAUUAUUGAUAGCGGAAUAUAGUUAACGG